GAGAUGAACUUGGAUCGCUUGCCUGAAGACUGCUUCGGGCACAGUUUAUCGUUCACAUCUCCGGGAGAUGCAUGUCGUUUCUCGUAGUUUAAUCGUCGUUUCGUUCCAUGGCGGAUAUGGAUAGUGUGUAGCAGAAAGUUUUGCCAUCAGACCACAAAGAGAUUCUAUCCAGAUUAGUGCGUCCCAUAGCUUAUUCAUCUAGUAAAGAUUAUUUUAUGAAGUUAUGCAGUCCAAGCCUAAUAGAUGAUGGUGAUAAGCUUUUGGCAACAAGUUAAUUAGGAGAUGAUGCAUGGAAGAUACACCAAAAGGUUGCUUUUGCGUUGACAGGUGGGGGAUCAAAUAUGAAUUUAAUUUGUUUAGUCAUUAAAAUUCAUAGUCCUACCGCAUGUGGAUGCACUAGCGUCAUUAAGAGCGAAACUCAUUAAAUUGAGAAUGUCAUUGUGACAGUAUCUUAUGUGUAGGUAUAUGUCGCUCUUGGCUUAGGGGUUUUCUAUUACAUAUGUAUAAUAAUUGUUUGAUUUUGAUUGAAGUCAAGUAAUUACUUUCUGAAUGAUGAACAGCACAAAUGUUCUUCAUAGAGAAAUCAACAGGUAAAAAAUGCUACAUUUUAAGUGCAAGGGACCUUCCCAUUUGUGUGACUUUACUUCUUGCGCUUUCAUUCUGUGUCCAAAGUUAUUCAUUUUCGUCAAAUUUUCAUCGAAACGCAUGGCACAACAAAUACUCAAACGCUAUCACCGAAAAUGCCUGUGGGGCCUAUCUUAUUAUAAAGUUAUCCAAUUGUGCAUAUGGGUUAGACACUUUGCCUUUUGAGGUUUCACUUGAAGUUGGUAAUUUCAAAUCACAAGGUACGAUUUACUUGAGCAAACACGAUGAUCAAAGUAGGAAGCAAGCCUCAUCAGAACAUGAACAUUUUCCGAAGGCGGUAAGAGCUUCGAGAUCAAGGAUUGUAGACGGAGGAGAUCGCGGCGGAGGUCUCUGUGAGCGGGAAGAUGGGUGUGAUGAAAAGGAUGCAACGAUGAGCCUAAGAGAAGUGAAGGCUGUGCACCUUAAAGUUGCUCUAUUUAAGAUUUUAUUCAUUUCUGAAAGCAAUUUUUAAGUCCGAAGUUCCAAACUAUACAAUAUAAUAAGCAGACCUAGCAAACAACUGGUAUUUGUGGUGCUUGUAUUUUUCG
This is a messenger RNA of Pyrus x bretschneideri (Chinese white pear), 1172 nucleotides long. RefSeq names its product F-box protein PP2-B15-like. The transcript is spliced from 4 exons. Bases 566 to 1096 code for a protein of 176 amino acids. Lineage: Eukaryota; Viridiplantae; Streptophyta; Magnoliopsida; Rosales; Rosaceae. The record is from RefSeq and is a predicted model, not a curated record.